This is a messenger RNA of Porites lobata, 5928 nucleotides long. The record is from the annotation of a GenBank genome assembly. NCBI's taxonomy places the organism in Eukaryota, Metazoa, Cnidaria, Anthozoa, Scleractinia, Poritidae.
GAACAAGGGGAGGACUUUUAUGAAUGGUCAGUGUGGAGUCCUUGUUCGAGAAGCUGCGGCAUUGGAGUGAAAUUUAGAGGACAGUUGUGUCUUCGGUGAGUUUUUUUAAUGUAGAACUAUAAUGGUUUGAUAUUUUUUCAAAAGUGUUGAUACCUGAAAGUACACAUCCACGAAGUGUCUCGGAGAAGGGGGAGUUGGUUUAGUAAUCACCAGCCAAGGACUUAUUUCUGGAUAUUUCGCUUGUCGUCCAUAUCAUAUCAUAGCAACAAUCUGUAACCAGUUUACAAAAGUAAAGAAGGAGUACCUUUUACAUAAAUUGAGAAAAAGAGGCCCUCGAAAAGGGUGGCAUCCAGUGUUUCCCCUGUCUUUUGCAUGGGGGUGAUAAAAUGAAUGUGUGUAAGUUAUGUUUGACAGUAGUGUAUUGUAUCAUCUAUAUAAUUUAUCUAUAUCUAGGAAAAACAAGGCAUUGUGUGUGGAGAAACCGAUAAUAUAUGAAACGUGCAACCCACAGGUAAGGAUAGCUAAGCCAUUGCACAAUCAAAACGAACUGGAACGUCCAAAAAAAAGUUCGUCAUAGUUUAGUCCGAUUUGCGGAGCUAGUAUUAGCGAGAAUCAUCUUCGUCCUUGCUCAAAUUAGUUACAAAAUAUUGGAUCGAAUCCGAGGAAAUGUGUCCUCCAUCAUACAGUCAAGUAUUCCUUUAUUAUUUUGUUUCGUUUCAUGCUGUUUUCUUAAACAAAAUGAACGAAGAAAAAGAGCAACAGAGCCCCCUUCCCUCUACCAUGAGUGGGGGUUUUACUCACACUCGAUAGUCGUGGCGUCACAGUUUUAAAGUGAGCAUGUGAAAUACAAGUGGGUUUGGCUCUUUCGAAAAAGAAACCAUUAGUCUGUUUGUAGGACUAUCGACUGUCAAUUUAUGUUUUCCUAUUUUUUCCCGAAUUUUGUAAUUGUUAAUUUUUCACUUAAUAUACGUGUAAGUUCUUACGAAGAAAGUUGAAAUUUUCGGUAGUCCUUAAAUUUCUUACGUAGUUAGUCAUACUUUUAUAUAGAUCGUUUCCUGUUUAUGUAAAUACGAGAAGGCCGCACGUUAUCUUGUAGAAAUUGCUAGUAUACGCUGGCAGAUCAAGAAUUUCAGUCACUUGGCCUAUAUUUCCCCUGAUUCAUCUACUGUCUCACACGUUUUCGUCACAUUCCCUUAAAUUAGCUUCCUUCGACUCCUACACAUCCCCCACUUCCAAAAGCAUUGCCUGUACUCUCAGGCAGGUGUGGCACUCAUCUCUGAAUGGACAACUUUUUGCAAGGUGUUGGUUCUUGAAAAGGUCUUCCAAAUAAUAAAUAAUUUGAUUUUUGGAAUGAGCUAUACUUACUCUAGCCGUGUCGGGUGAGUAUGGUGAGAAAUGCAUACUAUUGUGAUCAAGGUACGACCAUGUGAAGUUAGCUUUGUGAGGGGCUCCAUUGUCAGUAUGGAACUGGAUUCCGGACCGACUAAAUGUCCGUGCAGUUGACUGGAUACGGAAGAUAACCCUUGUAAAAACUGAAGUUAUAUAACUUGUGGCAGUGAAGGUAGCCCGUCGCGCGUUGCAUCGGCAACAAAAGGCCCCUGAAGAUUGACGACAAUUGUGAACAUCCUCAUUCUUGCACGGAAUCUGUUUUCAGGACGUCUAACGUAGUUCAUGAUCUUCAGUCAACCACACCAUGUUGGAACGUUUUCAUGUUGAAGAAAAGAAAUCCAACACUUGUCACCAGUAACAACAUAAAAACUCUUGUGGCCAUUUGGUUUAAGUUCUUGCAAGCACUUGAAGAAGACAUUCACCCCUUGUUCCCUUUUUUUUCUCAACUGGUACCUGGUACGGGACCGGUCUUACACUCUUCAUGAACCGACCCGGCUGAUCAUGGACUUUGGAAUCUGUACUUCCUCAGCUUCCACCAAGAUCCAAGGCUGAGAAUCUAAGCCACUUAGCACAGAACUGUCAUUCAAAGAAGUCUGUGGUCUCCUAGUACGUGUAUCCUGUUCUACUUCUUCUCCACCAUCAGCAAAAUGCUGAAUCCAUCUGGUAACUUUGCAAAAAGACGUUACCAGGUCGUCUUAAACCUUGGCAAGCUCUUCUGGUGGACAGGCUUUGCUCCAUUUUAACGGUUUCAUGUCACAACCAAAUCAGCGACUGAAUGAAAGGUCCUGGCAAAUUCUACUGACGGACUUUAUUUGAGAGCUAAAUUGACAAAACAAUCAAAAAUAGAACUGUGAAAGGUUUGAACCCAGGAGUUAUUUCAAAAGUAGGUUGAGUUUGAUCGUCCGGGUGAAGGUAGUCCUCCACAUUUCCCCAUUAUCCCCAUAAACAUUACUUGAACGUUACCUCUUGCAAUUACACCGAAAGAUCUCGACAGGGUGGGAAGAUGAGCAGAUAAAGUGAUUAAGGGAAUGAGAGCUAACUGCCAACCAGAAUGUAUGUGUUUGUGUUUCACUUUGAUUUGUUUAUGAAUCGCUCUUUUUUUAGGCAUGUCCUCCCGGAGGCACAAGUUUUCGUGAUUUGCAGUGUGGAAUUUAUAACGAUAGAAAUAUAUUCAUCAAUGGUCACAAAGCAAAAUGGCUAUCAUAUGUUCGAGGUAUCUGAACAUUCUCGUACUUUACAGUGGAAAUUUGAAUUGGUUUCAGCAAAGAGUAUAAUUAAAUAAAUAUAUUUUCACAUUAUGUCAGGCUGGCGAUAUUGGUAUUUGAAGUUUAACUCUUUUCUUAUGUACACACUUUCGUUUCACUAAAUUUGCCUUGUAUCUUGCCACUUGAGUGAGAGCGCUCUAUACAAGCCAUCAUAGUAAUUUCCAGUAGGUGACAAGGUUUUUUAAUGAACCGAGAAGACUUAAUAGCACAACUUCUAAAGCCAAAAAAAUCCCAAAUCAAAUAUCUUACUCGCUAUUUACUUAAGUAAUCGCUGGUAACAAUUCGCAUUUUUAAAAAGCAGCUGCUUGUAUACCAUGCGCAUUGAAAUUCUUCAAAAUUGAAUAAAAUCGUUUCAGCUACCAAUUCGGUGCAUUUUAUUUCAGGUGACAAUGAGUGCUUGCUGUUCUGCUACCCUCAAGGAGGACAAUUAUUUUAUUAUUUUGGAAAAGCAAAGGAUGGGACUCAGUGCUCCAAAGAACCUCGCGGCGUAUGUAUACGUGGGCGAUGUAAGGUAAAAUGAAAAAUAAAAAAAGGACAUAAUAUCACAGUGAUUCGAAGUACUGUAUACUGAUACGCUAUAAUGUUGAGGAUUUUUGCAUUCAGCCCAAAACAACAAAGCCAAACAAACGAAUAAUUAUACUCCACGGUAAAGUGAAAGGAAAGCAAUGAUGGAUUUUUCCCAGAUAAAUAAAAGGGAAAAGGGACGAAUUUUUCAAGUUUUAGUCACCUUCCAUACGAACCUUUUCCUAACCGAAUUCAUGUUUAAAUCUCUUUUAUGUUCUAGUUGAUUGCCAAUUCACCUAAGUCGAUUUGUUUUGAUACUUCAUCAGGAUGUUGGAGUCAUAGCUUUUCUUGAUGACACUGCACCCAUAUAGUUUAAGUAAUCUGCUUUGUUGCAUAUUUUCAUGGUUAAGCCAGUGGGAUGGGACAAUGUUCUCGAGUCAGGUGUCUACCUUGACAAGUGUCGCGUAUGUGGUGGGAAUUCCACAACGUGCGAGCCAGUCAGAGGAAGAAUAGAAAGAUCACCGAAUCAUUUUGAAAAGAUGUCAGGUGAGAGGGUGACUGCUUUGUGGGUCGAACAUUAAGAGCUAAGCAUACAGAUAUAUAUUUCCUGUUUUGUUGUAGGGUUUUGUAUUCCUCCCGCUUUUUCUUGGUAUGAGUGGGAAUUAAGGCUUUCGUUAGCUAAGAGUUCUUUUUAUUGUGUAAGAUUCACAAUUUAAUAUCUGUUGAACAGGAAAUUACUUUGUACAAUGUGUAACUAUUAACAAAAUUUUCUCAUUAGGAUAUGCAGAGGUAAUGGUCAUUCCAAAGGUUCAAGGAGUGUGUUUCUUUCAGAUGAAACCUGAAAUUAUUUAGGUAGGCUGGAAAAACCAAAACCGACAAAACACAUAGUCAAGUAAAAUACAAGUAAAAUUAAAGCUUCUACUAGCUUGGGUACUUCCCCUAAGACCAAGAAUUCAUAAUUAGGUCUCCACUGGUGGAUAACACUUGCUAUCUGACACAGUUCUUAGUUAGGGUAGGGUGGUACCGUCUAAUGCAAAUUGCUUCUUUUACCCCUUCAAAACCGAGCACUCUGUCCCGACAUAUAGUACUUUGUAUAUUUGUACUAAUCUCUAUGUACGAAUACUUAAUUCGUCUGUUGAGAUCGGGGUUCCCGAAUUAAAUUUCGGAUGAGCUUAUUCUUUACUCAUCCAUCUAUAACAUUCUGAAUUUCUUCAUUUCAGCUAUAAAGAGAAAAAACGGUGAUUAUGUCUUCAAUGGCGAUCGGAUAGCAAGCUGGUCUGGUUUGUACAAAAUUGGUGACGUGGAUGUUCAGUACACGAAAUUUUCAAACAAUAUCAGAGAAACCAUCCAGAUACCAGGACCCUCCGAAGAAGAUAUUUAUGUAAUGGUUAGUCACUCUUAGCUUCUAUACAGCAUAAGUAACAUUUCUUUUUCCAUCUCAGUUGGUAUUUUUGGUAACGCAGAUUUGCCCGAAAAAGUUAGUAAUUAUUCUUGUAAACAACCUUGGCAAAACAGAUCGUUAACAUUAGGUCUCUACCUCGUUUAACACCAGUGCAACCGUCGGCCUUGAAUGUGCCCCAGUGAUUUUAUUUUAUUUAUUUUUUCAAAUUUGUGAAGCACGUAAGGUUCCUUAGUGGACGUUCGAGUGGUUAUUAGGUAGAUUUAGCAAAGGUCACACAAUGUCUAAUAAGAAUGUAAAAGUUCACACAAAAGACUGAACGCAACAUCCAUUUUUUUAAUUUGCCACACUGCUAUUGGCCAAUUUGAUUUUAGAUCUACGCGCGCCGUCACAACGUCGUAAGGGAAUUUUAACUUUACCCGAAAACAAGCUUUGACUAACCCACGCCUACUGAGGGUAAACCAAGUCGAAAUAUAAAUAUUUGUUUUUAUAUAUUAGGCUUCCUAAUGAAUGUUUUAAAAGCUUUGACAGAAUUUUUCUUUGUACUGAUUUUUACUAUUAUGCUUCGUUUUAGUGUCUGCUUAUUACGGGAAAACUUAACACAAGCUUUGAAUACUGGAUGCCGAUAAAAGAUACAAAAGUUUUACAAGGCAAGUGGAACGAUCUAAAGAAACGCAAAUUUCUCCUCUGAGGAAGUGCUUUGAAUAAUGUUAACGGGGCUGUGAAAAUUUGUAUGAGUACCUCAAUUCGCAAUGCUUAUACAAUGGUCUUUCGCUUUCUGUACAAUAAAAUUAUAUUAGUAUAGGUUGGAAUGAUUGCAACUUAGAAAUCGUAUAGAAUAUUGGAGAACUUGUCUUUUUGGGAGCACAAAACUCAUUUAAUCCUUCUUGAGUGCUUGAGAGUGAACACUGGUGACAUCAAAUUUUUAAAAAAUGGUAAAGUAUGAAGGGGACAAGUUAGUUUUGGCCGAUUUUUGUUUCCUUUUUUGUUCCAGAAGCAGCUGAAGUCAAGACAUAUCUUCAGGGCAACCGCUUAGACUUACUGAUAGAGUGGGGUAGGUGGACAGCUUGUUCUACCACAUGCGGAGGUGGAAUCAAAGUACGGGCUCGAAAGCGCGGCAACGGAGACGUUUCGUCCUUCCUAGGUGGAGAGACAGACGUUCAGCGAUGCGGUGAUGUGCCGUGUGAUGAGAUGAUGUCUGAAUGGUCGGAGUGGGGUCCGUGGGAUGAUUGUAGUGCAUCGUGCGGAGGUGGAGCAAGGAUGAGGUUUCGUUAUUGCAAAACACCUAACCAGUCUACUGACAGAUCUAGCUGUCUCGGUGAUAGAUACGCAGUGGAGCUCUGCAACGCACAGGAGUGCCCUACAGAAGGU